This is a messenger RNA of Schizosaccharomyces octosporus yFS286, 2180 nucleotides long. Its product is annotated as pyridoxine-pyridoxal-pyridoxamine kinase. Gene Ontology annotation, biological process: pyridoxal 5'-phosphate salvage. Bases 356 to 1363 code for a protein of 335 amino acids. The transcript is spliced from 4 exons. The record is from RefSeq and is a predicted model, not a curated record. Gene Ontology annotation, molecular function: pyridoxal kinase activity. Lineage: Eukaryota; Fungi; Ascomycota; Schizosaccharomycetes; Schizosaccharomycetales; Schizosaccharomycetaceae. Gene Ontology annotation, cellular component: cytosol.
UCGUAUUCCAACACAUACUCCCGAUCUGUUUUCUAAAGCCUUUUCCUUAAUACAGCGUAAAUAGUGUUAAAACAAAUUAGAGCAUUUUCAGCCUGCAUGAUACUAAAACAAUGAAUUGAGCAAAGGCGCAUUUCAGUUUUUCAAUAUGAAAAAGGUAAAAACAAAAAAUAAAAAAAAAGAGAGAAAAUAGCAGUAUAAGGAUUAAUAGGGUGUAAAAAACUAGAAUCAACAAGCUUCUGAUAAGUACCCUUGCCUUUGCUCACCUUGUAUUAAUCAUUGAAGGGUUAUUCUCGUAACAAUUAAAACAUCCAUAUGUUCAGUACAUAAUUGAGCAUAUUAAAGAUUUUUCUUUCAAAUGUCGGUUUCAGAAGUUGCAAAAAGAGUUCUGUCAAUCCAAUCUUCUGUCUGCCACGGCUACGUAGGAAAUAGAGCUGCUACCUUCCCCUUGCAAUUGCAUGAAUGGGAAGUGGAUGUUGUACCUACUGUUCACUUCUCUAACCAUCUUGGCUAUGGUAGUACGAGAGGUCGUGCAUGCGAGCCAUCAGAAGUUCAAGAACUCUUGGAAGCUUUGCUAGAUAAAAACGAUUUUGUUUAUGAUGCGAUUUUGACAGGCUUCAUACCAAAUCAAGGGGUCCUUGAAGUAGUUUCAAAGCUACUAAUCGAGUAUCAAAGUCGACAUCCUCAUGUGAAAUGGAUAGCAGAUCCUGUUAUGGGAGACCAAGGAGAAACUUAUGUAGAAGAAGACGUUCUAAACACAUAUAAAAAUGUUUUAUCACAUGCCUUCUUAAUAACGCCAAAUGCCUUUGAAGUCAAUUUGUUAACAGGAGUCUCUGUCAUGAACAAGUCUACUGCGUUGUACGGAUUAAAGCGCAUUUAUGAUUUAUACAAGGUCCCACAGGCAGUAAUCACAUCCUUUGAGGAUGCGGGUGAUUCGUAUUCAAUAUAUUGUAUGGGAUAUUCACUCCAAGAAGGUAAAAUUCGUUCCUUUUUGUACUCGUAUCCUUCUCUUUCCGGCAUAUUUACAGGAACAGGAGAUUUGUUUUCAGGUCUGACAUUGGCAAAGUAUGUGGAUGAAGAACUUCGACAAAAAGAAAAAGCAUCGAAAAAUAUAUUGAAUGAAGUUUCAGAUUCGGACUUCUUCGCUGAAGUGAUCGGGCAAGUUUUGUCUUGUAUGCGUUCUGUGCUUAUUAGAACAAAAGAACAUACGCUUCAAAGGCUAAAACUUGACAGCAGCAUUGAAAAAGAUAUGUUUUUACUUAGCAAUGCCUCCGAACUUCGACUGGUCCAGUCCAAGGACGAUCUGCUUUCGAAAGAAAAUAUCUAUACACCUGAAAAGUGGAAUGGUUUGGAACGAAACAUAUAAGAACUAAGGCAAUGAUUGCAACUCUACAUGUUGAUGAAAAUAUAAAAAUACAGAAAUAAAGGUUUUCAUUAUCGUUCUUAAGUUGGUUUUUCAUAUCAGUCUAGUACAUGGGUAUGAAUCAAAUGCGAUAAAAGCAAUCGCUAUAGUCGUUUUAGUGAUUAAAUACUAAGCUAUACUGCUUUGUAAGACUUGUGUUUUCCAUGUUAGUUGUCUCUUCUAUAUUACAUACGCCUAAAGGACGAAACACGAUAAGUAUGCUAUAUUUUGUCAAGCAAAGAUACCUUCGAUGUAUAUUUCAGUCUCUAUAACAACUUUGUGAGUAUUUUUAGUGACCACUGCUUAAGCAAGUCCCGGGUAGCUCAAUCGGUUUAGAGCGUCUGACUCUUAUGAAGGUUAUCAGAAGGUUGCGAGUUCGAGUCUCGCCUUGGGAGUUCUUUUUUACUCUUUCGUUUUUAUUUUUCUAGUCUAUCAAGAAUAGAAACAAAAGUGAAUUAAUAUUUCACAGGUUCACAAGGCAAACUGAUGCUUGAAAAUGUCGAUGGUCCAUCAGUUUUCAUCCAUUAAACUGGCAAGAUAUAAAGUUAGACAUUCUUCGAACCAAACUACCAUUGCUGCCGCAAGCUCUUCAAUAGCAAGCACGCUAGCUUGAAGGUGACAAGUUUUGCCAAAAUAAAACUAUAAAGCUCAAAUUCUUUUUAUAAACUAAUUCCUAUAGCUUUUUUCGGGCAAUCACCCGAGUUCUUUAUUCCUUCUUAUGUUUUGAAUAUAUAAUCUAGUUUAAACAAGUCAAUAGAUGAAUAAAAUACAUGCCCCAUAG